AUGGCGGGCAAUGGAAGAGUUACAAAACGAUCGUCAAAUGCGUACAUACUGGAACUGCAGCAGAAGAUUGCGCGUAUAGAGCAGAGCGAAAAGGGCCAAGUGAGCCCCUUUAGCUCGAAUUUCGAUACUCAAACCAUUGAUCCCAAAGGCCGCGAAGGUAUACCUACUUUGGGGAGGACUAGUACUCCAGAGGAUCACGAUGAACCUCAGGAGCUGGAGGAUCUAGACUCUGGGCUAGCCAACCCAUUAUCAUCUGGCCCUCCUGCUUUUAUGUCUGCAGCAAAUGGCCGUACCUUCUAUCUUGGGACAUCAUCCAACUGGUCGUUCACUCGGCGAGUUCUCAGCUUGGCACAUCAGCACCUCUAUCAAGAUGCACUACCUACAGACACUUUGAUAUUUGAUGAAACGACCUAUGAACUGGGAUGGGACGGGUUACGGACAACACCGGGCCUAGAUCUUCCAGUUGUCCCGACUCGCGACCACACCAUGUAUCUGAUCAAUGCUGUGAAAUUCCGGUGCGGGCAAUUGUAUCACCUCUUCGAAGAGGAUGAGUUUAUGAGCUCUUUGCAGCAGUUCUACUCAGGAGACGGGCAAUCCAUGACAAAUAGCUUGUGGUACAUCCAUUUUCUCCUCAUCCUGGCUUUUGGGAAAGGAUUCGUUCAGCCCAAGGCUCAAGGUAAAAAGCCACCAGGGGUGUGCUAUUUCGUCAAAGCUUUGCAGCUUCUGCCUGACCCGACUGCUCUGUACCGAGACCCUAUGUUGGGAACGGAAAUCUUAUGUUGCAUCGCCUUGUACUACCAGUGUGUUGACUUUCGAACAUCGGCACAUAACUACAUUGGUCAAGCCGUGCGGAUAGCUAUGGCACAAGGAAUGCACACUAGUAUGCCAGUCGAAGCUCUAGGGCAUGACAUGGUCCAAAGGUCGGGCAAAAUCUGGUGGACCAUUUACAUUCUGGACCGAGAAAUGACCUCGUUAAUGGGUCUGCCUCAGUCCAUCAAUGACCGAUAUGUGCAAACCCAGCUCCCCACCUUUGCAGAUCCAUCAGAGACAGUGUCAUUAGGCAUGCACAUCAAGUUGUCCCAGAUUAUAGCCGAGGUGAACAGCACAAUAUAUGUUAUCAAUGGACGCAUCAACCGGACUUUUCUGCUCAGCACUAAAACAGCAUUGGCGAACAUAGCAGGGCUUGCUGAUGAGCUUCGCGAGUCAUUUCCGCUGCACUUGGACCCAGGCAGCGGAGUUUCCCGAAUAUCGGCAUACUUACAUCUUCAAUAUCACCAGGUAUGUGUCUUAUUCCUCGUGAGAAACGCAGCAUCCCCCGACUACUCACACGUUAUUCAGUGUAUCAUCCUGGCCACCCGACCUCUCCUAUUCUGCUUUCUCAAAAUCCGAUUCGAGUCCCCAGAAAGCUGUUUAGAAUCCCUCAACGCAUCCCGAAAUGUCCGAAACCUGAUGCAAAUGUGUCUUGAAUCUUCCCAGCACAUCAUCAGCAUUCUCUCCAGUUUACAGAGCCAAGGCCUCUUAGAAUCAGUGUUUGUAUCCACAAUCAUCCUCCUGAUGGGCCCAGCAAUCGACCCGCGAGUACUAGAAAGCCACCCCAACUGGCUGGAGAAAGCCUAUGCCAUCUUUGACGAAAUGAUCAGAGACGGAAACCAAGUCGCUCGAUUCCGGCGAUCCGAACUCCAACAGCUACACGAAACAUUAAUAGGAUGUAUCUCUGGCGAUCAGCCUCGACACUUAGCAGUCCAUGACUUCUUCCAGCAGGCUGAUAUUCUUCCUCACCCGGCUUCCCCUUCUACAACACCGAUCCCUGGGGCUAUACCUCAACCUAUUCGAUAUGACGAUGCGCUUCUGAGGCCGGAUCCUGAUUUAGAUGUGGAGUGUGACUUUAGCACGAUGCUGACUUCGGCUGAGAUUAUGGCUGUUGCGGACUCGAUUGAGAGUUAUGAUACUGAGUGGGUGUCAAAUGCGAUGGUAGAACAUAGUAUAUGGUAG
Molecule: messenger RNA, 1992 nt
Organism: Penicillium egyptiacum
Lineage: Eukaryota; Fungi; Ascomycota; Eurotiomycetes; Eurotiales; Aspergillaceae
Source: the annotation of a GenBank genome assembly